CAUCAUAUCAUACGCUCUUUUGCCUUGGGCUUGGCCUCAGGCUCAGCUCAGUCACACGGCUCUAGCUCUGGGAUGUUUGACUAAACAAUAUUAGAUUUCGACCAGUUUUAAUUUUCCAUGCUUUGUGUUCAUUGAACAAUACACAUUAGUUUGACAGCCAUGGAUGAAUAUCAAUCAACAGACAACACAGAGAGACACGUCCAUGAUCCUGGAACCGCCAUCAACAAUCAGCCUUUAGCCUCACUCGGGAAGAUUAUUGACAGGGCCUCGUUUAUCUUUUAGGAGGGGCUGGUCUAACGUUAGACCUAUCGGUCAGGGAUAUGCUCUUCUGAGACUUUGUCUGGCUCUGCGGCAUCUCCUCCGUCAAUAAAAAAAAUCAGAAAACGUUGAAAAACUCCUCUGAGCUGAAACAACAGUGGAUUUCAGUCUAGCUGAACGUUGGCCUGGCGUGGCCCAGCCUGGUUGGACAGAGUUAUUUCUGAUUACCCAGUCCUACUCCUGAGUCCUAGUCCCGUGGUUUUCAUAUGUAGAUAUGAAUACGAUUGAUGAAUUUCCUGUUAUAUCACAUUCACAAAUUCUAUAAAAUGAUUGAAUCUGAAUUUUGUGCCCUACUGGUUUCUAUCAACAAACUUCUUUCGAGGGAACAAGUGCAACAACUUGCCUUCAUUACAAUGGGAGAUGUCAAGAAUCGGCGACUUUCUGAAGAGUGUGAAAGAUCAGGAAAUGCUCUCCAGCUCUUCCAGGCAAUGAAGGAUAGGGAUCUGUACACCCACACUGAACCAUCUUUACUUCUACAUCAUCUAAAUGUCAUUGACAGGCACGAUGCUGCAAUGAUGUUGGAGAAACAAAUGGGUGUUCAUUCUCAAAACAUCAAUCAACACAUGCUAUCUUCCAGUUACCAAGCUUCUGGAACAAGGAAUGGUGCCAGGGAAACUGUUGAGAGAGCAUCUACUUCAAGCCAUUCAGCAAGUUCUUUUGGGAACCUUGGCCAACAGGCAAUGUCACCCUUGAUGAAUACGUCUCCAGCGUGCGUUGAUGGGGUAAAUGGUGUCUUCAAAGAUGGUUCAUCUGCCUGCAAUCCUGAUCAUAAACCACCCACUUUGAAUCAAGGAGGUCAAACUGGCAGUAGAAAGCUUGAACCUGAGGCAUCUCUUUAUGGAGAUGCAACCUCCCCCAGGAACCUUCAAUCCAUUCCUGACAGGCCAGGCUCCAGCAGAGACAUCAGUUCUGCAGCAAUUAAAGUUAACUCUGAGCCUUCUCAAGAUGGGAGAAUCUCAUCAGCAACUGGCUCUUCCUGCAACGGGUCAGAGAUGAUGCAUAUAGGUACUCUGGUAUCUGAGGAAAACUGUCAAGGCAAUCCUGGACAACAUCCUGGAAGGGGCACUGCUGGCCCAACAGUAAAUGGGUUUAUCCCUACAGCACCAGACAGGACUAUGGCAGCAGGAACAUCUCAAGUGCAUCCUCCAGAAGUUCCACCAAGGCCUCCUCGUGGAAUCCCUAUGAAUGGAGCAUUUCAACCCCCAAUCCAAGAGUCGCAGGAGAAUGUUCCGAGUGCACACCCCCAGCAGACUUUUAUUUCUAGUAGACAAGGUGCAGAUCAUGUGAACCCCAUGACUGUGCAGCAGCAAUUUCCAGGAGGAGGACAUCACAUUAUAAGACAAGGAUAUGAAAGAAUGUACGUGCCCAGAAUUGAGGUGGAGCAGCUUCAGGGGAGACCACCUCCAGUACCAGAACGUCCAGUACGAAGGCUGGAGGAAGCUGAAUAUGAAGUUGAGGAAUUAGAAUUAUGUCACCUUUCAAGACGCUUCAACGCUGGAGAUGUUAAUCUCCUUGGACACGAACUGGGCUUUGACUCUGGGAAAAUCUCCCAGCUGACAUAUGAUAAUCCUCAUGAUAUAUCGGCAGUGUUUUACCGUCUUAUGGUGGAGUGGCAGAGUGCGCAGCACAGCGAUUCGAACACGAGGGGGAAUCUUGUGGAUCACUUACGCCAAAUAAACUGCAUGGGACUAGCAGAUGACCUCAAGCAAGGGCGAUUUAAGCGAAGGUAGAUGUAUGAUUUAGUGUCUUCAAUUUCAUUGGAGUGACCAAUGGUGGGGCAGUUUGAACACGACAUGAUAGAGGCCUUGAAACGAUUUCCAAAGAGGAGAUG
This is a messenger RNA of Lytechinus variegatus (green sea urchin), 2149 nucleotides long. RefSeq lists its product as uncharacterized. Gene Ontology annotation, biological process: signal transduction; regulation of apoptotic process. The record is from RefSeq and is a predicted model, not a curated record. Gene Ontology annotation, molecular function: protein binding. Lineage: Eukaryota; Metazoa; Echinodermata; Echinoidea; Temnopleuroida; Toxopneustidae. The transcript has 4 exons. Bases 546 to 2048 code for a protein of 500 amino acids.